UGGUAGUUUGCCAACACUGGUGCCGCUGGUAAUAAUAUGCGAAAAAAGUGGGGGGAAAACAAUAAAUAAUACAGGAAAUAUGGUUAUCACAUAACGCAAUAUAACCGCAGCAGCUGCCACAAUGAGUCUCAACCUGGGGGGCUGGAUCCACAGCUUCACCGUAACGGACACGCAGCAGCACAAAGGAGGAUACACAAUUUACAAGAUUACCUCGAUCGUCUUCCCACGAUCGGUGCCCCAAGCUCUCACGUGUCUGGUUGUGUGGAAGCGCUUCCACGAAAUCAAGCGGCUGCAUCGAGAGCUGAGUCGCCGGCACAAGAGUCUCCAGUUGCCCGGCAAGCUGCCCGUGCCCACAGACAGCAGCUACUUCAAGCGCUUCGACGCGGUCGUCAUCCAGCGUCGCAAGGAGUACAUCCUCCAGCUGCUGGACUUUGCAGCCCAGCAUCCGGCCCUAUACAAGUGCAACACCUUUACUCACUUCUUCAGCGAGGCGCACUCGCCGAAUGGUUCUCCGCUGAAGAAGCUCUAUGUGGAGCGCUCCCUGAAGCUGAAGACCUGCCCAGACUCUGAGGGUAGCUGCAGUGGCGCAGGGGCUGGCAGCGUGACUGGGACGGGGGCAGGCGCCAUAGCGGACAUUUGCGAUAAACUUGAUCUGCCCUAUGACCCGCACAGCGCUGGUGGCAUCUUGCCACUGGAUACACGAUGCGAUAAGGAGCAGCCGCUGCAGCAGCUCGUAAGCUGCAACGAUGAACCAGAUGCCAAGGCCGAGACAGACGCUGAGCCAAAGACAAGUCCGGAUGAGGGGCAGGCCAAACGGGACUACCUGCGACUGCUCACGCCCAUGGCUUCGAUUGAGAGUGACGACAGCGACUACAUCUACGAGGCGGCCUUGGAGUUCAGUCACGCCGUCCAGGCGGAGGUGAAUCUGGAGUACGCCGAGGCACACGAGCGCUACAAGCACGGCGUGGAUCUGCUGCUCGUUGGGGCCAAGCACGACUCGAACGAAGAGCGCAAGUUCAUAGCCAAAGCGAAGAUAUCAAAGUACCUGGCACGCGCCGAGGAGAUACACGCCAACUUCCUGGCCAACUCCGCCAAGAAGCUGCACUUCCAGCUGUCGCUGGACAUGGCGGACAGCGCGAGUGUCGCGCAACUGGAGUGCUCCUGGAACCAGCUGGCCAAGUACAAGGUGGUGCAAGUGCUCGACGAGCGCGUGAUGCAGGUGCAGUGCAUCACGACGCCCCAGCAGCCGGCGGCCAUCAUGAAGGGCAUCGAGAAGCCGGCCAGCCACUCUCAGGUACCCUACAUGGCUCAGUUGUUGGCCUACUUUCAGUCGGACCAGAAGAUCUUCCUGCUGCUCAGGCAGGCCGAGGGCGGGCGUCUGUACGACUACCUGCAGAGCUACAUUCCCACGGGCACCAAGACCAUCAACUAUGGCGAGCUCUUUCCAGCGGAGAAGGAGCCAGUGGAGCAGCCCCUCACCGCCGACAGCGAUGUCAGCGACCUGGUGCGCAGCUCCCAGCAGCUGCUCAAAUCGGUUUCCCAGACCCUCAGCAAUCUGCAGGCUGGCGUCCUUACGCCCAGGCGACAGAAGGCGGCUGCAACUGAAGCCCGUGUCCUUCCCGAGCAGUGCCUGCGGCAGUGGGCCUGUGAGCUGGCCACAGCCAUCCACAGUCUGCACGGCAAGGGUGUGAUUCUGCGGGAUCUGCACAUGAACAACAUUCUGCUGGGCUCCAAGGGACAGCUGCUGCUCACGUAUUUCUACCAGAACGAGGGCCUCAGCUCCGACGACAACUACGUGCACAAGGCUCUCAGUCUGGAGGCUAUAUCCAAUCAUUUUGUGGCACCCGAGCGACCACUGAGCUUCCGUUCCGAUUGGUGGAGCUAUGGCGUGGUGCUCUACCAGCUUCUGCUGGGAGUGCCCUACAAGUCCACGCAUCCUGGCCAAUUGGAGCUCUACGGUUGUGUCCAGUAUCCCAGCGAAACCUUAGACAUCUCGGAUAAUGCCCGGGACUUGUUGGAGCAGCUGCUGCAGCUAAAUCCGGAGCUGCGUCUGGACUAUGAGCAGCUGCAGGGGCAUCCCUUCUUCAAGGGCAUCGACUGGCAGGUGGUGCUGGAAAGCGGCAUCUAAGGACAAGACAAAACAACGAUGGGGCGUUUUUUUUAUUGAUGAAUCUUCUCAAUAUUCGAAAUAUUCUUUGAUCAUUUACCGUGCUUUUUUUUUUGCUUAUUUAAUCCAGUAUUUUAUAGAACAAAUCCUUUGUAGGGGGCAUGGCAUAUAUCCUUUAUCGUUUGUUUUAUAGUUUUCGUUGCUUGUUUUGUUAAAAAAUAGGCUUUAUUUAAUAUCUAUUAUUUACAUUUGCGAAAUGUUCUAAAGUAUUGCCUACAAAUAUAUAAAAUUUAGGCUAGAAUCCAGGCGUAUUUAUGUAAUAAUUUUGAUAUACAAAAAUGCUGUUUGAAUACGAAUACGAUUAUGGGUAUAAAUUAGUCAGUAAGUAAAGUAAACUUUGUAAAGCCAAAUGAGCUAAAAUAGAAUUGAAUAUAAAAAGCAUUUUAUUGUCUA
This is a messenger RNA of Drosophila obscura, 2560 nucleotides long. Its product is annotated as ribosomal protein S6 kinase delta-1. Gene Ontology annotation, molecular function: ATP binding; phosphatidylinositol binding; protein kinase activity. The record is from RefSeq and is a predicted model, not a curated record. Lineage: Eukaryota; Metazoa; Arthropoda; Insecta; Diptera; Drosophilidae. Gene Ontology annotation, biological process: protein phosphorylation.